Messenger RNA from Helianthus annuus (common sunflower), 4059 nucleotides. RefSeq names its product putative leucine-rich repeat receptor-like serine/threonine-protein kinase At2g24130. Bases 938 to 3907 code for a protein of 989 amino acids. NCBI's taxonomy places the organism in Eukaryota, Viridiplantae, Streptophyta, Magnoliopsida, Asterales, Asteraceae. The record is from RefSeq and is a predicted model, not a curated record. The transcript has 2 exons. Gene Ontology annotation, cellular component: plasma membrane. Gene Ontology annotation, biological process: protein phosphorylation; hormone-mediated signaling pathway. Gene Ontology annotation, molecular function: ATP binding; protein kinase activity; protein binding.
UCUUUUUUUUUUUUUUUUCUUUUCUAUUAUCGUUACGGUUAACUAAAAACCGAUAAGAAUUUGGUCUAACAAGACCUCAACAAAUUGAUUAAACUAAAAAUAUACGCUAACUUGGCGUGGACUGACUGGCUCAUAUGUUUAGAGUUUAAACGGUAAACCUUAAUAACCUGUCGGUUUAAACACCCAUAUCCGCCAUGUCAGAUGUUUUAACCGAGUUAUGAGACCCACAAGAUGACGGCCUAACGUGUUAAAGUUAACUUACUUUUUUAAAUCUUCUCUAGUACCAAUGAUUUAAUUAUGUUAAAAUUUUAUACCUUAAACAAACUCUCUUUCAUAUUGCUUUUUUCCAUUAAAAACACAUAUGAAAUCAAAAGAUCCUUUGACAAUCUUCCUUUUGUCCAAUAUCCACAAAAGUUUUUUUGCAUAUGCAAUAAUGAAUGGCUUCAACCUCAUAAAAGCUCUAGAAGUGGCUACAAGUUCACAUCAAUAUUUUUUUUUGAACGACAAAUUUGGACCACUGACGGACCACUGAAGUAUCAUCGUGCCACCAGCGGAACCACCCUUUCAUAUCCAACUCCACUAGGCAUAAUGCCUAUACACCAAUUCAGGAGGAAACCCAAUAAAUAUGGGAAAAACCCCCUUUGUGGGAAUCGAACCCAGGACCUUUUGGCCCUAAAGUUUUAUCCGACCCAAAGAUGCCACUAGGCUAUAAAGCCAUGGGCAAGUUCACAUCAAUAUAAUAAGUCAACUUGUUAGUUACUAUGUUCCAGUUUUAUUGGUAUCAUCCUCCACCAACUAUUAGUGAAUAUCUACUCACCAAUUUAUGCUCCCAUCAUGAACAAAACUACACUUUUUAGCCCAUUUAAAAUCAUGCCAAAAUUAACUAUUUACACCCAUAAACACAUAGUGCCAUUUAGCUACUAUUUCACUAUACCAAAUGCAGCUCAAAUCACUUUCAGAAAUGACCUUCCAUAAAAGAAUCUUCCUUGUGUUCUUCAUGUUCUUCGUUUUCGAAGAUUUAAGUUUAGUGUUGGGGGAAACGACUCGUCAACAUUCUCUUCAGACGGAUAAAGAUUCACUUCUAGAGUUCAAGAAAAGUAUAAAAAUAGACCCGGAAUUGGUGCUUUCAAACUGGAAUGAAACUACUGACGUUUGCAGUUUCAAAGGGAUACAUUGCGGGAAGGGAAACCGUGUGAGGAGAAUCAAGCUCGAUAAAGCCGCGCUCGUUGGCCCAUUUUCACCUGUAAUUUCAAAUCUUACCGCUCUUCGAACCAUUGUUCUUUCGAAUAACGGGUUGUAUGGAUAUAUCCCGUAUGAAAUCUCGUCUUUACGACAUCUUAGAAACCUUCUUCUUGAUGUUAAUCAACUCGAAGGUCCAAUUCCGGAAUCUUUAUCUUCUUUAUCGAAUCUUACUCUUCUUGAUCUCGGGAGCAAUAGAUUAAGCGGUGAUAUUCCACCUUCUUUAUUCUCGAACUGCACUUUAUUAUCGAAUUUGGAUCUCUCGUUCAAUUUUCUUGUCGGAAAAAUCCCAUCAGAAAUUGGGAACUGCCCGAAUCUCUGGAAUUUGAAUUUGUAUAACAAUCAAUUCAUCGGUGAAAUCCCGUUUUCUCUAUCAAAUGCUUCAAACAUGUACAACCUCGAUGUCGAGUUCAACAAUCUUUCCGGUGAAUUGCCAUCAAAGCUAGUUUCCAAGCUCACCAAGCUUCUAUUUCUUCAUUUAUCGUAUAACCAAAUGGUGAGCCAUGAUCAAAACACCAAUCUUGACAUCUUUUUUGAUGCAGCUUCAAAUUGUAGCAUGUUAAAGGAGCUUGAGUUAGCCGGUAUGGGAUUAGGUGGGACCCUCCCCGAUUCCAUUGGAAAAUUCGGUAUCAACUUUAGCUACCUGUUGCUACAAGAAAAUAACAUCUACGGUUCCAUCCCACCAGUCAUUGGUAACCUUUCAAGCCUGUUUUACCUCAACUUGUCGUCAAACAAUCUCAACGGAACAAUUUCACCAGAAAUUAGUCGAUUGUCGAGACUAGAUACGCUCUGGUUAUCCGACAAUCUAUUCAGCGGCGAAAUCCCAGAAGAAAUCGGAUAUUUUCCUCACCUGGGCGAACUUGAAUUGUCACACAACCGAUUUACAGGUAAAAUCCCGGAAAGCUUAGGGAAUUUGGUUGGUCUAAUUACACUUUCUGUUAACAACAACCAGCUUUCGGGAACCAUACCUUCAAGUUUAGGAAAAUGCACAGGUUUACAAAAUCUAGAUUUGUCUUACAACAGAUUAACCGGACACAUACCUCCCGAAUUACUAUCCGCCAUGAGCCAAAACGCAAUAUUCUUAAACCUUUCCCAUAAUCACCUUCAAGGACCAUUGCCCCCGGAGCUCAGCAACCUCAAAACCAUCAAAGAGAUAAACCUUUCACACAACAACCUCACCGGAACCAUCUUCCCCAAAAUCACAAGUUACAUGGACUUAGCGGUUCUGGAUUUAUCCAACAAUUCAUUUCAAGGCCAGCUUCCCGAGUACUUAACAACCAUGCUUACAAACCUCGUAACAUUCGACGUAUCCAACAACAGUCUGUCUGGAAACAUCCCAACCGGCUUAACCAAAAUCCAAACGCUAAAACACCUAAACUUAUCUUACAACAACUUCGCCGGCACAGUUCCAACCGGAGGCAUUUUCUAUCUCGCCACUAGCCUCUCCUUUCUAGGAAACCCUAACCUCUGCGGCAACAUCUCCGGCCUCAGAUCCUGCUCUCACAAGCCGAAAUUCUUCCACUCAACCGUUUACCUAGUAGUUUUCUCAAUCGGCAUGUCAAUAUCGCUCUUCUUAACAACAAUCUGUUGCGUCAUCCUAUGGCGAUACCUACGACGAAAAACAAACCCUAGCGCUCAACCUAGGGCCAAAUCACAACCGAAUUUAACCAACUUUCCGCGGAUAACCUACAAGGAGCUAUCCGACGCGACAAACGGAUUCGACGAUAACCGACUACUAGGUUCGGGAGGCUACGGGCGAGUAUACAAAGGAAUGCUAAAAACCGGAACCGAAAUCGCUGUAAAAGUGCUACAACUACAAACAGGAAACUCAACCAAGAGUUUCAACAGAGAAUGUCAAGUGUUGAAACGCAUACGUCACAGAAAUCUAAUACGAAUCAUAACAGCGUGUAGUUUACCUGAUUUUAAAGCGAUUGUGCUCCCGUUCAUGGCGAACGGGAGCUUAGAGAGCUGUUUGUAUCCGGAUUCACCGGAUGUGGUGUUGAAUUUGGUACAGAGAGUGAAUAUAUGUAGUGAUAUAGCGGAAGGAAUGGCGUACCUGCAUCAUCAUUCGCCGGUGAAGGUGAUACACUGUGAUUUGAAGCCGAGUAAUGUGUUGUUGAAUGAUGAGAUGACUGCUUUGGUGUCGGAUUUUGGGAUUGCGAAGCUGGUUGCGACGGUUGGCGGUGGUUCGUCGGAGAAUUUGGGGAAUUUUACUGCUGAUAUGCUUUGUGGAUCCAUUGGUUAUAUUGCUCCAGAAUAUGGGUAUGGAUCAAGCACGUCAACAAAAGGCGACGUUUAUAGUUUUGGUGUCCUCGUGCUCGAGAUGGUGACUCGAAAGAGACCAACGGAUGACAUGUUCACCCAAGGGCUUAACUUGCACAAAUGGGUUAAAAGCCACUACCAUCGACACAUGGAACAUGUUGUUGACUCGACUUUGGUUCGAACCACAAGAGACCAAUCACCCGAUGUGAAGAAAAUGUGGGAUGUCGCGAUAGGGGAGUUGUUAGAAAUGGGCAUCUUGUGCACACAAGAUUCACCAUCGAAUAGACCCACGAUGCUCGAUGCUGCGGACAAUUUGGAUCGGUUAAAACGUUACUUGAGUGGCGACACAACCGCAACAUUUGCAUCGUCUUUGGGGAUAUCAUCUUCGACCAUAAGUGAUGAUUAGCAAGACCAUAUUUAAUUUUAUAACUCGUAUAUCAGUGUAUUUGGUUUGUAUAUCAUGUUUUUAUUCACUUUUAUGUUGAUUCACAUAUGCACAGCUGGUAUUUUUUGAAUUGCUAACUUUGUAGUGUGAAAGAUUAUUUUUUAGUUGACAUA